AUGGCUUUCGGUGCUCCAAGAGGUAGAGGCGGUCCAGCAAGAGGUGGCCGUGGUGGUUCAAGAGGUGGUUUCGGUGGUGCUUCCAGAGGUGGAUUUGGUGGUGCUAGAGGUGGCCGUGGUGGUGCUAGAGGUGGUGCCAGAGGUGGAUUUGGUGGUCGUGGUGGUGCCAGAGGUGGUGCUAGAGGAGGUGCCAGAGGUGGUCGUGGUGGUGCCAGAGGUGGUGCCAGAGGAGGUGCUAAAGUUGUCAUUGAACCACAUAGACAUGCUGGUGUUUUCAUUGCCAGAGGUAAAGAAGAUUUAUUAGUUACUAGAAACAUCGCUCCAGGUGAAUCAGUCUAUGGUGAAAAGAGAGUUUCUGUUGAAGAACCAGCUAAGGAAGAAGGUGCUGCUCCAACCAAGAUUGAAUACCGUGUUUGGAAUCCUUUCAGAUCUAAAUUGGCUGCUGGUAUUAUGGGUGGUAUUGAUGAAUUAGGUAUUGCUCCAGGUAAAAAAGUUUUAUACUUAGGUGCUGCCUCCGGUACUUCUGUUUCUCACGUUUCUGAUGUUGUUGGACCAGAAGGUAUGGUUUAUGCUGUUGAAUUCUCUCACAGACCAGGUAGAGAAUUAAUUGGUAUGGCUAAAAAGAGACCUAAUGUUAUUCCAAUUAUUGAAGAUGCUCGUCAUCCUCAAAAGUAUAGAAUGUUAAUUGGUAUGGUUGAUGCUGUCUUUGCCGAUGUUGCUCAACCAGAUCAAGCUCGUAUUAUUGCAUUGAACUCUCAUUUAUUCUUAAAGGAUCAAGGUACCGUUGUUAUUUCUAUUAAGGCCAACUGUAUUGAUUCUACUGUUGAUGCUGAAACUGUUUUUGCCAGAGAAGUUCAAAAAUUAAGAGAAGAAAGAAUUAAACCAUUAGAACAAUUAACUUUAGAACCUUAUGAAAGAGAUCAUUGUAUUGUUGUUGGUCGUUACAUUAGAAAUCCCCGACUGGAAGGUUCGAGAUCUAAAGCGUUAGUUAGUCAAGUAGAUGAUCAUACUAAUCAUAAUCAUGAAGAAGUGAUUGCCACUGAUAAUGAUGAAGAUAUUAUUGAAAUCUCAUCUGAUGAUGAUUUAGAAGUUAUGGAAAUCCGUCGACCAUCACAUAGUCGUAACCAUCUGAUUGUUGAUAUUGAUGAUGAAGAAGAACCUACUAUUAAUGAAAUUAAUGAUACUACUAAUCAUAAUGAUAUUAUUGUAACAGACCAUGAAGAUGAUGAAGAUGAUGAUAUCCAAAUCACAGGGUCUAAUCACCAUAGUACCGUACCUUUCAAUAUAUCCAUACCCAUAGUAACAAGCCAUAUAGGCUAUUUACCCAUGCCAUUUUCAAGAUCAUACCAAUAUGAUGAAGGAAUUAAUAAUAAUUAUAUUGAUAAUAUAAAUAAUACCCAAGACAAUGUUACUGGUAAUGGUAGACCAUUAACUCCUACAACCACCAGUACCAGAAAUAACCAUAGUCAUAACCAUAAUCAUAAUCAUAACCAUAAUCAUAAUCAUAACCAUAAUCAUAAUCAUAAUCAUAAUCAUAAUCAUAAUCAUAAUCAUAAUCAUAAUCAUAAUUAUAAUCAUAACACCAUGCAUAGAGUAAGAUUUACUACUGAUGAUCAGGUACUACCGGAUCAAAACAAUCCUAAUUCCCGAGUAACAUUUGCUAUUAAUGAUACUAUAAUAGAAAAUGAGAAUGCAAUAAUGCAAAGAAUUGAACGAGAUAAUGAAAAUGAUUUAAAUCAAAGAAUACAAACUGAAACUAAUUUUAAUAAACGAAUAUUAGAAGAAAAGAAAAAACUUGUUAAAGAAGAAGGUUCUGGAUAUGUAAAUGAUAUUGUUAAAGAUUCUCAUUUAUGUUGUGAAGUAUGUGGAAUUAUAUUAGGUGAAGGAAUUCCUGAAGAUUUUCAGCCGGAUAUUCGAUAUAAUGAAAAUUUUGAAAAAUAUGCUAAACAAUAUCGAGUUAAUGCUCCAUGGUUUUGUAUGAUUCGUCGAUCAAAAGUUGAUAUUGAUUUAUCUAAACGAAUAUUUGUUGCAAAAUGUGGUCAUGUAUUUUGUGGUCGAUGUGUUAAAAAUAUUGGUAAUAGACCAAGAAAGACUAAGACUACUCCAUCUGGAUUUACAAUUAUGAAUCCUCAAUUAUAUGCUCCUCAUUCUUGUCCUGGUCCUGAGUGUACUAGUAAAAAAUUAACUCCCAAGAGUUUUACUGAAUUGUAUUAUUAA
Messenger RNA from Scheffersomyces amazonensis, 2217 nucleotides. RefSeq names its product rRNA methyltransferase (gene NOP1). Gene Ontology annotation, biological process: rRNA methylation; box C/D sno(s)RNA 3'-end processing. The transcript has 4 exons. Gene Ontology annotation, cellular component: nucleolus; box C/D methylation guide snoRNP complex; small-subunit processome. NCBI's taxonomy places the organism in Eukaryota, Fungi, Ascomycota, Pichiomycetes, Serinales, Debaryomycetaceae. Bases 1 to 2217 code for a protein of 738 amino acids. The record is from RefSeq and is a predicted model, not a curated record. Gene Ontology annotation, molecular function: rRNA methyltransferase activity; histone H2AQ104 methyltransferase activity; RNA binding.